This is a messenger RNA of Maniola jurtina (meadow brown), 7279 nucleotides long. It is a transcript of the gene pyd, whose product is annotated as tight junction protein ZO-1. The coding region runs from base 505 to 7119 and encodes 2204 amino acids. Lineage: Eukaryota; Metazoa; Arthropoda; Insecta; Lepidoptera; Nymphalidae. The record is from RefSeq and is a predicted model, not a curated record. Gene Ontology annotation, cellular component: plasma membrane; bicellular tight junction. Gene Ontology annotation, biological process: cell-cell junction organization; protein localization to cell-cell junction; cell-cell adhesion. The transcript has 28 exons. Gene Ontology annotation, molecular function: cell adhesion molecule binding.
ACGGCGCCCAGUCGACGCGAGUAGAGUGACGCGUCGACCCGCGUUGACUGACGCAUUCGAAUUUCGAACACCGAAUUCGACAUGAAAAUUCAAAAUUCGUGCCCUUGCCUUGUUCCAAUUUCAAAAAGUUUAGUGACGGACGCGAUAAAGUGUCGUGAAGUUCAAUCGCUCGUAUUCGCGCUUCAUUUGAAAAUCGAAAGUGUAAACAGUGAGUGAACGAUUUCAGUGCGAUCUCUGUGUACUGAAAUCAAUUUGCGAAAAUGUUUCGCAGUGGAAUAAAUGGAAUGCUAAAUUAAAAGUGAAUGAAAUCGAGUGGUAGUAUAGUAAGCAAGAGUCUCGUAAGGAUUUAGGAUUAUGCCAUAACUAAUAUAAUAAGUCAACGGUUAUAAUGAUAUAACCAGAAUUUCACAAUAAAAAAAAAUUCAAUAUGCCUAAACAACCAAACAAAGUGACUUUAGAAAAAUCAGUUCAGUACUAAAAAAAAAAGUGAAAAAAAGCCUAAAAAUGCCAUCGGCACUAGACCUCGAGCCGUUCAGUCAACCGGAGUGGAGCGAUUCCAGCGAUUCAUCGGAUCCUGCUCCACUGCCACAACUCACGCUGGGAUACUUUGUGCCAGUCAGGUGUAAAUGCGACAGGAACUCACGACACGUGUGUCGGAGAAGCAGAAGAGAAUCUCCCCGCUCACGUCGGUCCGUGUCGCAAUGCUCCUGCAACAGCAUAUCCCGUCGGUCGUCGGUAGCCGCGUCCCCCAUGCCGAUGCCGCUGCCACCCCUCAACAACACCAUGGAGAUGUAUGUCGAACCCGUCGUCGAAAACACAACAGAACGCAACUCAGGUUGGGAGACACAUAGGGUCAGACUGAACCGCGUCCCAGGCUACGGGUUCGGCAUCGCUGUGUCUGGCGGCAGAGACAACCCUCACUUCGCGAGCGGCGACCCGUCCAUCGCUGUGUCUGACGUACUUCGAGGAGGACCGGCGGAAGACAAACUACAAGUAAACGACAGGAUAGUAUCAGUAAACGGAGUACCAUUAGAGAAUGUGGAGUACGCACGAGCGGUGCAAGUCCUCAGGGAGUCCGGGGCGACGGUCUCGCUCGUGGUACGACGGCGAGCCCCCGCCCCGCCGCCCACCGCGCCCACCACCAUCAAACUCGCGCUCACGAGGAACGGGAAGAAGGAAGACUUUGGCAUAGUCCUAGGAUGCAAAAUCUACGUCAAAGAGCUGACGAUGCGCGCGAGGGAACAGCUAAACCAGGCAGGACAAGGCCUCUGUGAGGGCGACGUGAUCGCGCGUAUAAACAACACGGCCGUCACGGACGCUAUGACGCUGAAGGAGGCGAGGAAGCUCGUGGAGUCGUGCAAGGAUCGGCUCAACUUGGUGGUCACCAGGGAACUGAUCAGGGAGGAGACGGUCACCAAUGGGAAUUACCAGAAUAAUUAUAGUAGUUUAGAAGCAACACCACACACCACAUAUCCCAACAGUGGGGAAGCUAUGUCCAGUCCGUACUCCAGCAGUGGGCAGAACCUGUACGUAGCAGCUCCAGUGAGGGGUGCGGACAACAGACGAGGUCCGAUGUCACUCGACGAGCAGCCACCAAGACCGCCGCCACCUAGGAAUGAUGAUUAUUACAGCAGUCGGAGGCAACUUUAUGAAGAGGAUGGAAUGACAAAUCAAAGAAAUAAACCACCGAGUGAACCUCGGUUAAUAAGUUUUCAAAAAGAAGGUUCGGUGGGUCUGAGACUGUGUGGGGGCAAUCGCUCCGGGGUCUUCGUGUCUGGCGUACAACCGACCAGCCCAGCCGCGCUACAGGGCUUGCAACCUGCUGACAAGAUACUUAAGGUGAAUGACAUGGAAAUGAAAGGCGUGACCCGAGAAGAAGCAGUGCUGUUUCUACUGAGCUUACAGGAACGGAUAGACCUCAUAGUGCAACACUCGCCCGACGAAUACAACGCCGUUGCAAGCGGACAGAUGCCGGGAGACUCAUUUCACAUCAAGACGCAUUUCCAUUAUACCGAGCCGACGGAGGGCGAAAUGUCCUUCCGCUGCGGUGACGUAUUCCAUGUAAUGGACACUUUGCACAAUGGAACCGUUGGCGCUUGGCAAGUCUACCGGAUAGGUCGCAACAACCAGGAAGUCCAAAAAGGCACCAUACCAAACAAGGCGCGAGCCGAGGAGCUAGCUACAGCUCAGUUCAACGCCAACAAAAAAGAGAUGUCAGGGAACGACGUCAAACACAACUUCUUCAGGCGGCGAAGAUCCACGCAUAGACGGAGCAAGAGCCUUGGGAAGGAGCACUGGGACGAAGUAGUGCUAUCAGAUAGCAUAAGCAAGUUCCCAGCCUAUGAGAGGGUAGUGCUAAAGCAGCCUGGCUUCGUUAGACCCGUCAUAGUUCUGGGUGCAGUGGCCGAUAUAGCGAGGGAAAGGCUUUUAUCCGAUAGUCCUGACAAGUUCUCUUCGCCAAAAAUGGACAGCACGCUGGAAGAUAGCAAGUCCAAAUCUACCAGCAUCAUACGUCUGUCAAGCAUCAGAAGUAUAAUGGAGCGGGGAAAACAUGCUCUGCUGGAUAUCACUCCAAAUGCCGUGGAUAGACUGAACUAUGCCCAGUUUUACCCCAUCGUUAUCUUCCUGAAAGCGGAUAAUAAGCACAUUAUUAAGCAACUUAGAAGCGGUUUACCAAAGUCAGCCCACAAAUCAUCCAAAAAGCUACUUGAGCAGUGUCAACACAUGGAGCGUGUGUGGGGCCACGUGUUCACGCACACCAUCACGCUGAGCGAGGCCAACCAGAACACGUGGUUCAGCAAACUGUGCGACCUCAUACAGCGCACACAGCAGCAACAGCUAUGGGUGUCUGAGACUAAGAGGCCAGAGCCGCUGUCGGACGACUUUUUAUUCUCGAUGUCAUCGACUUCGGAAAACAGAUUGUCGUACGCAUCUAGUCCAGAAAGUGACUUAGAAGUGAGUCCCCCUCCGGCGCCAAGACUGGUGAAAUCAUCUUCAGACCCAUCGAUAGCGACUACUCAAGAUAACAUGGACCGCGAUGAUGACAUGAAUCACUUGGCCGACGCGGUGCCUCCGCCGUAUUCGCAAGGUGGCUACGACAGUAAAUACGGAUUUGCGAACGGCAACAACGUGCAAAGCAAUGGGCCUAAUCACAACCAGAACAUGGCACCGAGCAAUGAAGCGCCACCUUACCAGUGCAAUCCCAUGACCCAUUCACCGCCGCAUUCACCUUUAUAUGGAACAGUGCCAGAGUUACCCCCGCGCACGCAAGCAGCGGUGACGCGGCCCGCAGGAGGGGUGCUACUACCCGUACCACCGCCCGCUAGACCUCACCACGGCCUCAGGCAUAAUCCUACGAACCGUCCAAGUGCGCAAGAGCGUUUGUUCGGGCCCAAAGAGGGUAACGAUGAUACUGCCACGUACAGUGCCCGGCCUGCGCACGGGCAGGGCUCGCUUGAUAGGCAUCGACAUCCCAAUAACCCGCAGAACUCGUACGACGGCACGGCAAACUACGAGUACCCCGGCAGCACGUCAAACAACAACUCCAUGGGCUCGUGUCGUCUACCGCCCAACGCGCCCGAUGACCUCAAAGUCGCCCCGCCUACCAUUAAACUGGAUCUCCCUCCGGCUUCAAACCCCGCGGCGAUGGCUGGUCAGAGUCCUCAGCGGAAUUCCAACUCGCACGAGCACAACUCCCUCGACUAUAACAGAACUCCUGAAAACAAUUACCGGCCAACAGAUAACUACCGCACCCCGCAAUCCCGGCCACCGCCCAUGAACGGUAACAGUCCGCACGCGCAGAACGCCCACAAUCCUCACAAUGCGCACAACACCCACAAUGCUCAUAAUGCGCACAACGCUCACAACGUGCCCACUACGCCCAUGCACGCACGAGGACCAUCAUUACCCAACGUGCCCACUAAUGAUCACGCUAAGUACAGUGCGCGGACCAACUCAGCCUCACAAGCGGACUACACCGGCAGAGCUCCACCCUACAAACCGGUACCACCUCCUAAGCCGAAGCACUACCGACCUCCCGACCAGCCGCACCAACAGAUGCCUCCGCAUCAGCACCAGUCACAUCCGAGGAACGGGAGCAUGGAGGCAGUGCCGAGCCCAGGCGUGGUCGCGGGUGGGCCGGGGGUACCUGCAGGGGGUGCGGGGGGAAUGCACUACUCACACACACACUCACACUCGCAGCCUCACCGCCCGCCGCCGCACGGACACCCAUAUCACCAGCAAAACAUGUACGGUGGCGCGGGCGGUCAGAUGGUGACUCAGUCGCCGCCAUACGCCGGCCCGCCCUCGCAUCGAGCAAUCAACCUGCCACAUAACCCGCAUCUUAUUGAUUUAGCCGGCAGCCGGGAACAGCGCGGAUCCGCAUUCGAGCUUUACAGAAAACCGCAACACAUGCACAAUUUAAGCUCCUCUGAUGCCAUGAACCGUGUGGAGCCGGACGAAACGUUCUCACCAAAAACUAAAAAGAAACUAUCCAAAAAACCGUCGUUCAUUAAAAACGCCGUCCUCGACUUGUUCCGAUCGAAAACGAAAAAUUCCCAAAAAGUAUCUCGACAGAAGUCAUUGUGCGAGAAUGACUUGCAGCAGAGGUACCAGCAACAAGCGCCAGCGCUGAGGCGAGAGAAGUCAGACCUCGGGGAUCUGACCGUUCAUAUGCGGAACACGCAAAUAAGAAACCAAAUGCUGCAACGCAGCAACUCGUCCUCGUGCGAAAAACCCGUCUUGAGACCGAUCCUCAAACGACAGAGCUCAUUCUGCGAUGACAGGAAUGGCUCUAUUUGUACGAUAAGAGAUUACGACGCUAAACCUGUCAUGAAAAACCUGAGAAGACAGAACUCGAUGUGCGAAAUAGAAACCGAACCUAAAGUUACCCCUUUACUGCGUAGACAGAAUUCCCUCAUAGAAUAUAAUAGGAGAGCCGUAUACGGCCCGAACUCCAGCUUUAAUAUGAUUACCAAAAUAGAUCCCAUCUACCAAAGACAGCAGCAAAUAAAACACGAACCAUUUUAUCCUACUCAACCACUACCUCCAGAACCGAUAUACCAAAGCAAAGAACAUAUUGUUUAUGAUCCUAUUCCUAAGCCGAGAAGAACUUACGCUUCUCUUUAUGAUACCUGCAGUGAAAAUCCUUACGCUAGUAGAUCAGAAAUAUCGAACCAAAGCUUCGAAAAUCCCUAUGGGAAUCGAGAGACUUUACCGAUGCCCCUGUUGGAUCCUCCGUAUGUCACAAGGGCGGAGUGUAUAGGAGAUGAUCCCUAUGCUAAUAAACAGGAACUAAUGGAAAAUCCUUACGCUAUAAAACAUGACGUAACAAGAAAAAGCGAACCUCUGUAUAGCGAAUUACCGUAUGCCAGUAAAGAGCAAAUGCUAAGGCAAAGAAUGACAUCAGAAAGUCCUUACGCAACAAAGGAAGAUAUGUUGCGUCAACGAUUUUCAGAGUCUCCAUACAAUACUAAAGAAGAAAUGCUUAAACAAAGAAUGGAUGGUACAUACACGUGCAAAGAACCAAUUUAUGGUAAACGAACUUACGAACCUCCCCCGAGUACAUCUUGGUCCGAGAAUCCUUACGCUGUUCGACCAGAUCGAAGAUUACAGACGCCGGUUAAUUAUCCGGGGAGAAUUUCCCCUAUGAGUAAAAGUAUGAGUGAACCGCCCUAUGCCACUAGAUCUGAAAUGAUCGGAAGAGUAGGCCAAACCGAGUCACCAUACUCUAGUAGACCAGAAGUCAAAUCAAGUUGUUCUGAUAAUAAUUAUGGUAGCAGAAAUGAUUCUUUCGACUUUCUUCAACAAAUAAGACCUGCGUCUGCCGAAUGUACGUAUGUGACUAAACAAGAAAUUUUGUCGCAAAAAGCUGCGUUAUUGGCAAAUAAAGAACAAAUCUACGGUAGUAAAUUGGAAGAGAAGUUAGAAGUUAUCAAACAAAGAAAUCAAGCGAAGAAAGAAAAGAUUUAUCAAACUAGGCUUGAAGCUAAUGAGAGCGAUUCUAUGAAAAGUAGAGAACCUUUGUAUGUCUCAAAGAGAGAGUUAAAAGAUAGUGUUAUUUAUGAGUCGCAGCAGGAAGCAAAAGAUGUACCGUUACCCGUAAGCCAAGAGGGUAGUGCAAGAAAUAGCCCAUAUGAGCUGAGCGAUGCUAAUCAUUUAGUGCGCCGCGAACCGUUGUAUCAGACAAAAGCGGAAGCAUUAAACGGUGAAAUCGAAACGUUCCAAGAGAUCGAUUUCUCGAAAUUGAGGUUGACAGAGUCUAAAACUGAUGCAGAGAAAGAAAAAUCAUUGAAUGCGGAAAACAAAAUUUUAAAAGGUGAACCUUUAUAUGCACCCAGAUUACACGGUAAAGCUGUCGGGCAUAUUUCAAAUGCGCUUAAAGUUACGUCAUCUCCCGUGCCUUAUGAGUCCACGACAUCUAUGGAGACUCAUUACGCCUCAGAAUGUAGCAUGAACUUUGAGAACAAACCGCAUAGCACUCCAUAUACCUCACAAGACAUAGCCGAACGUGCGGCCAAGACUAAUCGUACAGUAACUUUUUGUGAACAAAUACUUGAAAAGAGUCCAGAAAACAGUCAAGAUAAUUCCGAAAACGCAUCAUCGAGUAGAAAUGAAACUACCGUUAUAAGUAACGACGAUACAGUAGUCAAUGCUGAGACGUCAGAGGCGAAUAAUUCUGCUAACAAAACAGCGGAAGUUGAACCCGAUGGUCCUCAAACAACUUGGGGAAUAUUCGAUAGCGAAGGUGGCGUGUUAGAGGAUAGGCAUUGGGGCGUGUCCCUGAUAAUUCCCCCGAAAGCAAUCGCUCCGGGGAUCAAGCAAAAGAUCUAUUUUACCGUGUCCGAUCCACGACUGAGCCAGCGCGUGGGGGGACCUCCCAUCGAUAUGGAUAACGGUGAAGCGAUGCUGUCCCCACUCGUGAUGUGCGGACCUCAGGGUCUGGUGUUCCUCAAGCCGGUGACCCUGCGGUUGCCGCACUGCGCAAACGCCGUCCCAUCCCUAGGUCUCACCAUCAAGGCCACGGACACCGAAGCCCACCUCAGCACUGACUGGGAUCAGAUCCACUUACCCGCCACGACUACCUUGAACACUGUUGCGGUCAAAGUUGACCACUUUUAGAUAAACACAAUGAUUUUUUUAAACUAAAUUAUUAUGGCCUGCGCGGAAGAUGGAAUUUUUUGUUUGGAAUUCUCAAAACACCCACCUUAUUUUAAUAGAAUUAAUAAUUGUCGUUAAAAUAAUAAAUAAUGUAAGUAUGUGGUGCUAGAAUGUGACAAUU